AUGUGCAGUGCUAGGAACAGCAAAGAUACUGCGCAGAACCCUCAAGCUCCCAGGCCUCUGGUAGAGGACCCGAGCUUAGAGAGGGAUAACCGCCCGCGGAGGGCCAAAGUUGUCUCCUGGAGUCACAUUGAAAUUUGCUUAAUUCAUCCUUCACGUCAAACCACAAGAAUACGUGCAGCGUUUCCUGAUGAAUGUUUCAUUAAUGCAACAUAUAAGAUGUUUACCUCAAAGCUGCUUCGUCUCGGGCUGCUAUGCAGAGUGACAGGUUCUAUACAUAUAGUGGGACGCCCUCUUCAUCGGCUCAUUCCUUCUUGCACUUUACUGAAACAUAGCUAUUCGACUGCAGCAGAUAACACACCGCCUCCACGAUGGGUGCAGCUGGAGCCUGAGCUUGAGGAGGCUUUGGUUCCACGGAAGCUGUCCGUGAGUCCUUUGGAGAGCUGGCUGUCUCUACGCUACUCCCUCCCUGCUGCCCUGGAGCCUACCCUGGCCCAGGAGGAGGCUGAACGGCUAGAGGAGAAGGUCCUUCCACCAGGGUCUGUUCCAGUGCUGGAGGAUGACAGCGGGUCGGCCGCACCUCUCAGCUGUAGAAAUGUGUUGAAAAUCCGUCGGAGGAAGAUGAACCGACACAAAUACAAAAAGCUUCUAAAGCGGAGGAAGUUUGUGAGGAGGAGAGUGAUGGAGGGCAGAGGCAAAAAGAAACAGAAGAAAUUUGAAAGCGAUCUCAAGAGACUUUGGAGAAAAGCUGGACUAAAAGCGGCCCCAGAGGGAUGGAACACCCCAAAACUCUUCAUUAAACAACAUGGAAAUAAAUAA
Molecule: messenger RNA, 816 nt
Organism: Knipowitschia caucasica
Lineage: Eukaryota; Metazoa; Chordata; Actinopteri; Gobiiformes; Gobiidae
Source: the annotation of a GenBank genome assembly